Molecule: messenger RNA, 904 nt
Organism: Tarenaya hassleriana
Lineage: Eukaryota; Viridiplantae; Streptophyta; Magnoliopsida; Brassicales; Cleomaceae
Product: two-component response regulator-like APRR7
Exons: 3
Coding region: 44-790 (248 amino acids)
Biological process (GO): regulation of flower development
Cellular component (GO): nucleus
Molecular function (GO): protein binding
Source: RefSeq, a predicted model, not a curated record
AUACCACAAAAAAAAAACAUAUACGUACAAAAAAAUAACUGCCAUGUGUGGACACGUCAGCACCUCCGUAGUCGCCGACACGUUCCCAUUCGCCCAGGGAUAUUCCGGCGGUGUCGUCACUCCUCCUCCGCCGCCGCCGUUGCAGGAGCAGUUCCCUUCACUGCAAUUUCUGCUGAACAACCACGAGCUGAUGAUUGCCGCCGACUACUCGGAAGCGAUAUUCGAAUUUUCUGGCGGCUCCGGGAACGGUUACGGCGGUGGAAUCAGCGGCUGCAACUCGCCGAGCUCGCUCGAGAGCGGCGGCGGCGGAGAGCGUAGUGUGAUGCAGAGGAGUGUGAGUAGCAACGAUGGGUUUUUGGGUCAUUUGGCGUCAACCCAUGGGCCCACUUUGGAGUCUGGGCCCGUGAGACGGGCUCUUAGCGCCGGAGAUCUGCACAGAAUGAAUAAGAAGAAGGGGAAAGGGAAGCAAGGGAGGAGAGGGGAGAGCGAGCUAUGGAGUGAGAGCAAUGCCAUAAUACAAGGAAUGAACAGAACAGCCAAGUACAGCCCGCUUGAGAAGAAGCAGAGGAUUGAGCGAUACAAAAGCAAGAGAUCUCUUAGGAAUUUCAACAAGAGAAUCAAGUAUGAAUGCAGGAAGACAUUAGCAGACAGCAGGCCACGAAUAAGAGGGAGAUUUGCAAGAAAUGAUGAGAUCGAAGACAAUAAGAUGAUGCCACAGCCAACCCAAGAUUUCGACACUGCUUGGGCCUCUUUUCUCGAUUCUUUCUCCGUUAAUCACUUCCUUAAUUAAUCUCUCUAGUUUAUAUAUAUAUAUAUAUGUGUAUAUAUAUAUGUGUCUGAGUGCAAGUUUUGUGUGAUUUAUUUUGUAAUUAAGAAUAAACUGUAUUAGUAAUUGUUUUUCGAU